GUAUUUCAUUGUUCUCCAGACAUUGCACAUCUCCAAAGACAGCAUCGCUUUAGAGGACUGUUCUCACUCACUAUGCUUUUCAAGGAUUAUAAGCUUCUUGUCAUUAGCGUCAAUAUCUUGGUGAUCGGAUUCAUAAUAUACACAAUGAUCGCCAUCAGUUAAAUGUAAUCGCAAAAACAAAUAUCUUAUAAAUAAAUUACCGUUAUUGUACAUUACAAAAACAAAGUGGAUUGCAGUAUUUAUUUUACAACAAUGGGGACUGGGAUAGAAAACUACACAGCAAGAUAAUGAAAUAUCGCUAACUAAAGGGUACAUGAUGGCCCUUUAGUUAGCGAGCUUCUUACUCUUAUUCUACGAAGUAGGGAAAGGCGAAGGAGUCGCUAUAAUGGACCUAUUUUUGCUAAGUAUCAAAAAAUGUUAGCAUACUUAUAUAGUACAGCAUAGUACAUAUGAUACUUGCCGAUCAUAAUACGUAGUUUGUAAUCUUGCGAGAAUUACAUACAUGCAUUCGUGCCUUUCCACAGAAGAUGUUUCUGUUUCUGAAGCUAAAGUGCACGAAUUAGCGAUUGCAGGGGAAUUUUCGUUUGGGAGAUAAGCGUUUAACUUGGAACUAUGUACUUUCUUUCUAAUAUGUCACAUUGCAUUCAAUAUUUAAACAUCGAGAAGAAUGGAUCGCAAGGUAUUGUAUAUUUGUCGGGACUGCAAUGCAUCGAUCUACCUAUAUUCACUUGCUAAGGAUCGUGUAUACCAGAGUCCUUCUUUCGGCGAGUCCCACAAAUAUUGCACCAACUCAAAGAAUCCAUGGGAGCGAUCCUGUAAAAAUGUUAUUUGGGUGUGUGAAAAUUCCUAUCAUUCAACCGCUGAAAGUGUUAAUCAUGAAAAUAAUGAUUGCAAGUCCAAAUCGAAAUCACCGAAUCAAAUUGAAACAAGAUACACCAAUUUGCUUGACUUAGAGAAGCGUAAAGAGGCACUAGAGACGCAUCUCAAAACAUGUCCGGAUUUGGUACAAAGAGCCACUGUCACAGAAGCCAACAUUUCUGCCACGCAAUACAAAGCAGCGCAAACAUCCAUGCUUAAUCGGCGAGUGAUCAUACCUAUUGCAGCUAUAGCUUUGUCAAUAAUAUUAAUCGGACUGCUGUUGUUAACUGAAGGAAGGACUGGAUUUUUCAACACAAACAAGGGGUCAUUGCAAAUGAUUCCAGUAAAUGCAACCCUGGUACCUCGAGCAAACUCGCUUUUGCUAAUUAGUAGAGAUGAAUGGUCUGCGCAGACUGAGCGAGACGGAAUGCAGAAACUGCAACUCCCAAUAGAACGGAUCAUCAUUGCACAUAUUUCAACAGCGCAAUGCGAAAAUAGGAUCCAGUGUGAUUCACAAGUGAGAGCUGUGCAAGCCUUUCAUAUACACUCAAAUGGUUGGGGCGAUAUCGGUUAUAAUUUUCUAAUUGGAGGCGAUGGUCUAAUAUACGAAGGUCGAGGCUGGUAUAACCAAGGCGUCCACACCUUGGGCUAUAAUAAAGAUAGCAUCUGUAUAGCAUUCAUCGGUACAUUUAAUGUGGCAGUGCCCACAGAAAACGACUUGAAAGCAGCUCAAUUACUCAUCGAUGAAGGAGUGAGGUUGGGAGUGCUCACGGAAAACUAUCGACUUUACGGAGCCCGACAGCUAAGCGCCACUGAAAGUCCCGGAAAAGCACUGUAUAGCAUAAUAAUGAAGUGGCCACACUGGAGCAGAAGCGUCUGAAUAAAUGUCAGUGAUUUCAUAAUUAUAUUUUAUUUAAGACUUCUGUUAAUAUUAAAGACCAAAUAAAUAAAUAUUAAGUAAAAAAUAAUCAUA
Bactrocera neohumeralis is the source of this 1831-nucleotide messenger RNA. RefSeq names its product peptidoglycan-recognition protein SA-like. The transcript has 4 exons. Gene Ontology annotation, molecular function: zinc ion binding; N-acetylmuramoyl-L-alanine amidase activity. The coding region runs from base 668 to 1738 and encodes 356 amino acids. Gene Ontology annotation, biological process: peptidoglycan catabolic process. The record is from RefSeq and is a predicted model, not a curated record. Lineage: Eukaryota; Metazoa; Arthropoda; Insecta; Diptera; Tephritidae.